Messenger RNA from Lodderomyces beijingensis, 1197 nucleotides. The record is from the annotation of a GenBank genome assembly. NCBI's taxonomy places the organism in Eukaryota, Fungi, Ascomycota, Pichiomycetes, Serinales, Debaryomycetaceae.
AUGAAAAACUCAGUAUGGGCGCUCCUUCGCUUGUUCUUUGUUCUUAAAGGUAUCCAACUUGCCAUUGUAUAUUUCACACCUGCUCAGUUCGACACGUCAUCGCAAUUGAACCAGCACCACCUCCAUUCGCCCUAUGGCCGUGUCGUGACUAGGAUUCUAAACAAAUUGGCGGCUUGGGAUGCUGUAUAUUUUAACGAUUUGUUUGUCAAUGGCAUAUCAUACGAGCAUCAGUUUGUGUUUUGCCCCGCGUGGAUCAAGCUUGUUGAAAUUUUGGUGCCUUCUCGAGCGUCCUACUACCAAGCGCAGUUGUGGAGCACCUUGAUCUCGAACUUAUGUCACUUGGCGUCAUGCAUUAUGCUCUAUCUAGUGACCACGGAUGUCUUUAGAAAUGAUAAAGUGAUUGCACACCGAGUCGCGUUGAUGAUGAUCAUCUCUCCAGCGGGCAUCUUUUUGACGGCCAACUAUUCUGAGAAUUUAAGCAACUUGCUCACCAUAACGGCGAUUUACUGUUACUACCUUUCAAUGGAUUUUCAAGAUAUUCGCACGAGGUCCAACCAGUCGAUAAAAAGCGUUGCUUUGUAUAUCAUGAGUGGAGUGUUAAUAGCAUUGAACUACACAGUGCGAGCGAAUGGGUUGUUGAUGGGCGUGAUUUACGUGUUUGAUCUAUACCAUUUCCUCAUCUUGGACUCGAAUUUUUCAGAAAGCCUUGUUACGAUCUUCACUGGGUCCUUGCUUGCUGCAACUUUACUUGCUCAGAACAUGUAUCACUAUUUCUUGUUCUGCCCACAACGACAAGGGUGGUGCAACCACACCGUGCCGAGCUUGUUUCGGUUUGCUCAAUCUCAUUACUGGAACAAUGGGUUUCUCGCCUACUGGUCGCGCAACAACAUUCCAAACUUCCUACUAGCUGGACCCGUGAUUGCUUGGAAUAUCUUUUCCAUCAAGCAAAUCUACAAUAUUCUCCCCCAGUAUAAGAAAUUGGCUUCGAUUACGGCGAUCAAUUUCAUACUCACCGUUUUAGCCAUUUUUUUUUUGAAUGUGCAAAUCGUCAAUAGAGUUACCAGUUUUUCGCCCUUGUUGUACUGGGUGGCCGCUUUAAACUACCAACGCUGGUGGUUCAAAUACGUGUUGCUGUAUUUGGUGGCCUGGAAUCUUCUUCAGACAGGACUUUUUGCAGCUUUCUUACCACCGGCUUGA